AUGCUGCUGGGCCGCUGCCGCCUCCUCUCCCGCGCCGGUGCCGCCCGCCCGACCCGCGCCCGCUAUGGCGAGGCGGCGGCGGCGGCGGUGGGCUCGCGGCCCGACGCGGGCUCCCCGCUCUACCAGGAAAACUAUGAACGAAUGAAAGCCUUGGUAACUAAACUCCAAGAAGAAGCAGAAAAAAUCAAAUUAGGAGGUGGAGAAAAAGCUCGUAAGCUUCACACAUCAAGAGGAAAGUUGUUACCAAGAGAGAGAAUUGACAGACUUAUUGAUCCAGGGUCUCCGUUCUUGGAGUUCUCCCAGUUUGCAGGCUACCAGUUGUAUGGUAAUGAAGAGGUUCCAGCGGGAGGUAUUAUCACAGGCAUUGGACGAAUAUCUGGGGUGGAAUGUUUGAUUGUUGCCAAUGAUGCAACUGUCAAAGGUGGUACCUACUAUCCCAUCACUGUUAAAAAACACUUACGUGCUCAAGAAAUUGCAAUGCAAAACCAUCUGCCUUGCAUAUAUUUGGUUGAUUCUGGAGGAGCAAAUUUACCUCGGCAAGCAGAAGUGUUUCCAGAUCGAGAUCAUUUUGGUCGUAUUUUCUAUAAUCAAGCAAUCAUGUCUUCUCAAGGAAUUCCGCAGGUAGCAGUAGUGAUGGGAUCCUGUACAGCAGGAGGCGCGUAUGUACCUGCAAUGGCUGAUGAAAGCAUUAUUGUUGGCAAACAGGGAACGAUAUUCUUGGGAGGGCCACCCCUGGUUAAAGCAGCAACAGGUGAAGAGGUAUCAGCAGAGGAUCUUGGUGGGGCAGAUCUUCAUUGCAGACAUUCUGGUGUAACAGAUCAUUAUGCUUUGGAUGACAGUCAUGCACUUCAUCUGGCAAGGAAAACUGUAAGAAGCUUAAAUCUCCGAAAGAAAGUAGAUGUGUCUAUAGAACCAUCAGAAGAACCUUUAUUUCCUGCUGAUGAAAUAUAUGGAAUAGUUGGUGACCAGCUAAAAAGAAACUUUGAUGUCAAAGAAGUUAUUGCUAGAAUUGUAGAUGGGAGUAAAUUUGAUGAAUUCAAAGCCUUGUACGGAGAUACUUUAAUCACAGGAUUUGCAAGAAUAUUUGGUUAUCCAGUAGGAAUUAUUGGAAACAAUGGAGUUCUCUUCUCAGAGUCAGCAAAAAAGGGUACACAUUUCAUCCAGUUGUGUUGCCAGAGAAAUAUUCCCAUUGUGUUUUUGCAGAACAUUACAGGUUUCAUGGUUGGUAGAGAAUAUGAAGCAGGAGGGAUAGCAAAAGAUGGUGCAAAGAUGGUAACUGCUGUUGCUUGUGCCAGUGUACCUAAAAUAACAGUCAUUAUUGGUGGCUCUUACGGUGCUGGAAACUAUGGGAUGUGUGGAAGAGCAUACAGUCCAAGAUUUCUUUAUAUGUGGCCAAAUGCUCGCAUAUCAGUGAUGGGAGGGGAACAGGCUGCAACUGUUCUAGCUACGAUAGCUAAGGACCAAAAAGCAAGAGAGGGAAAGCAGUUGUCUAAGGCAGAUGAAGAAGCCUUGAAGGAGCCGAUCAUUAGGAGGUUUGAAGAGGAAGGAAAUCCUUAUUAUUCCAGUGCACGGUUGUGGGAUGAUGGAAUUAUUGAUCCAGCUGAUACUAGAUUGGUUUUGGGCCUCAGUCUCAGCGCAGCACUAAAUGCACCUACGAAGAAGACAGAAUUUGGGGUUUUCAGGAUGUAAUCUGAAUGUAUGCUAGUAUACAGAAUUACCUCUGCAUAUUUUAACAUGGUCUGGAGAGUGAAGUUACUUACAACAUUGAAGUGUUUUAAACUGGUCUAAGAAAUAAGGCUUAUGCAAUGUUAUUCUUGAUGGAAGUUUUAAUUAUAUAUUUUCAUUGAGUGCUCAUCGUACAAGCUUUUGAUGUCUUGAUACUGAUCUGAGACCAGUCAGCCACAGUGCUUGUACGGCUCUGCAUUGCUCAGUUCAUGAAUAAACUGCAACUUUUGGCAUUAAGUUAAAAUGUUUGAUGAGAAAUCAUUCAUCCCUUACACUAAUAAAUCUGCAAAAUAUGCUGCAUA
Molecule: messenger RNA, 2027 nt
Organism: Phasianus colchicus (ring-necked pheasant)
Lineage: Eukaryota; Metazoa; Chordata; Aves; Galliformes; Phasianidae
Gene: MCCC2
Product: methylcrotonyl-CoA carboxylase subunit 2
Biological process (GO): L-leucine catabolic process
Cellular component (GO): mitochondrion; methylcrotonoyl-CoA carboxylase complex
Molecular function (GO): methylcrotonoyl-CoA carboxylase activity
Source: RefSeq, a predicted model, not a curated record